Saccostrea cuccullata (small rock oyster) is the source of this 1020-nucleotide messenger RNA. Its product is annotated as piggyBac transposable element-derived protein 4-like. The coding region runs from base 1 to 1020 and encodes 339 amino acids. The record is from RefSeq and is a predicted model, not a curated record. The transcript has 2 exons. NCBI's taxonomy places the organism in Eukaryota, Metazoa, Mollusca, Bivalvia, Ostreida, Ostreidae.
AUGGUACCGUGGCAAGGAAAUCUGUCUUUUCGUGUGUACAAUCCAGACAAACCCAAGAAGUAUGGGAUCAAGGCCUACAUGUUCUGUGAUGCAGUGACUGGGUAUUGUUUACGUUUAAAACUUUAUCCUGGGAAAUCGGAGACACCUGCUAGUGCAAAUGGGGCUACAUACGACUUAGUUAUGGACAUGAUGCGAGGAUACUUUGGACAAGGUUACAUUUUGUACAUGGACAAUUAUUAUAGUUCACCACAGCUUUACACAGACUUGUUUGUGCUCGGGUGUGGUGCCACUGGAACAUUACGGGUUAAUCGCAAGGGAAUUCCACAGCGAAUAAAGGACAAAAAGUACCAUGACCGUAAAGUUGUUUACCUGUUAUCUACCAUCGAGGAAGCUGCAAAAGCCCCCUGUGGAAGAGUGGCACCAAGAACAGGAACACCUAUUGAAAAUCCUGCGAUCGUUAAUGUGUACAACAAGUAUAUGGGAGGCAUAGAUCGGUCUGAUCAAAUGGUUUCUUACGCUACUUUCAAUGCCAGGACCCUGAAGUGGUGGAAGCGUGUGAUUUUCCAUGUGAUUUCUCUAGCUACUUUGAAUGCUUACCUGUGCUACAAGACCCUAACUCCCAGGAAACCUAUGCUUCACAGAGUUUUCCGAAAACAACUUGUAACCGAACUUGUGCAGUCCGUUAACAGAGCAUGUGUCCCGGGAAUGAGUACAAAGCCUGUCGGGAGGCCUAGCACUGCAGCAGAACCCAUCAUGAGACUGCAGGGGCAGCAUUUCCCCAUGAAGAUCGUUGGAACAGGCAUAAAGAAAAACAUUACCCGUGCUUGUGUCGUGUGCUCGGUGGCAGAGAGGCAGAGGCUCGAAUCCAUUGGAGAAAAAAGGAAAAGAGCAGGAAAGGAAUCUAGCUAUCAAUGUGACAAGUGUCUGUCUGCCUUAUGCGUUGACCCCUGCUUCAAACUUUUUCACACACAUAAAGACUACAUAGCUGCGUACAAGACGCGUGUGAUGGUCAACAAGUAA